UGCAACUUUCACCGCUUGUUUUAAGAAAGUUGCGGUUAGGAAUGGUCUCGCAAAACUGCAUAAGUGCUGCCACUUUCGCUACUCAAAAAGCCAAAGUUGAUGAGUUAAUGAAUGUAGAUAUAACAAAAGGAGACUUAUGGUAUAUCCUAUCUCUUAACUGGUGGACGAAGUGGGAGGAAUUUGUGGACUCGGUUUCCAAAAGUGGGAUGGUUGACGAGACCUCGGAAGAGUAUCCAGGAAAAGUUGAUAACAGUGAUAUUUUAUGUGAUGGAAAAUUAAAAGAGAACUUGCUCUUAGAAAAUGACAUCACGUUAAUACCUAGGAAUGUGUGGAAGCUGUUUGUUGACUUUUAUGGUUGUACGCACACAGACAUUUCAGUCUUCGAACGGCGUGCCAUCCAAGCUCCAAAGUCAGCGGAAAUCGAAAUAUAUCCACCUCACUACUCAUUUUACUUAAAUCCUCCAAAUUCAAGUGCCACUUUCCUGUUUGAAGGGACAUAUUGCAAGUUUCAGACAAUAAGAGAACUUAAACUGAUAGUCGCGCAACAUCUCAAAGCAGCACCUGGCGUGAAUGUUCACUUAUCAAUACACAAUGAGCAAAAUGAGUUUGAAGAAUUAGAAGAUGAAGAUGCUACCAUAGAAGAAGCUAACCUGGAGCGUGAAAAAGUUAUUUUUGUUCAUCUGGAACCUAGAAAUGGAAUACGCAGUGACGUAUGCGUAAAUAGUUCACGUUUGAAGUCGAAUGACUCUAUAGGAUCUCAACCUGAAUCUCAGAUGCUGUCGUUACAUGGGUCCAGUCCGCCUUUAGUACCAGGAGUUUGUGGUCUCAAUAACUUGGGAAAUACCUGUUUUAUGAAUAGUGCUCUUCAGUGUAUGUCCAAUGUUCCUGCAUUAACCAGUUACUUCCUAAGUGGUAAAUGGAAGUCAGAACUAAAUAUACGUAAUCCACUUGGAUCUCAAGGAAGAAUUGCUACUGCUUAUGCAGAUCUCAUUAAGCAGAUGUGGUCGGGGACGCGAGCAUAUGCUGUGCCUCGUGAGUUUAAGGACAUAAACCAGAAUGUGCACUUCCAUUUGGUAAAACAAAAAGACAACUAUGUAUAAUACAUCAUCAAGGAGAUUAGCGUUUGAACAAACGAAUUGUUAUUCAUUGGUUUAUUUUCAUAGAUUACAUGUUAAUACUGAAAGGCUGAGUGAACAAUAGCAUGUAAAGAAGAGAUGUGAUCGAGUCCGAAAUUGUAGUGAAAUAUAGAUUGUUCUAUAUUUAUCAAAACUUUUUUAAUCAGCAUAAGUUAGUAAUGGGGAAAACGAGGAAUAUGGGAGAAAAUAUCAUACAGCUGUGAUGUAUACUACUUUUGUCCGAAGAAUAUUAAUGACUGAAAAUAACAUUAAUGAUCAUAAAAUCGACUCUUGUUGAAGUCUUAGAUGUUCAGUCGUUAAGAGUUCCACACCACUAUGAAACAUCUAUUCAGUACCUAAUACUUGCCAAUGUUUAGUUAACUGAAUGUCACUCAAUGAUGUUGGUUAAUAAUAAACUUCAUUCAAAUAGGCAACUUGAUUAUGAUAUUCGACUGUUUCCGAAAAACACGUUCUCUCUUAUAACAAUUCAGUACUUCCAUUUCUAUUCACCAUUUCAGUGAAUAACGCGUCGAUGUUUGAAGUGAUUAUGUAACGAAUUCAGUUCUCUGUAUGAACAUCAAUAUUAGGACGAUUGUUGAUCCUCCUGACGCGUCCUACAUGCAACAUAAAGUACAACAUACAGUCGAUUGUAUGUCAUUACUCAACUUUAAGAAUCAUUUGUGACCACAUGCCAAUACUGAGAUAAAUCACUGAGAAUUUAUAAAUGACAAUUGAGAUUACUUGAAUACAGUGGUCUAACAAAUAAGAUGGACUACAGAAGUUGUAUAAGCAAAUCAUAAUGAAUAAUCUUAUACACAAAAUUUAGUUACAAACCUCAACUUGUGAGGUGUCUGGGACAUAAAUAAUAAUUAUAACAUGCGAUAGUACAAAAGACAGCUGAUAGCUGUGUCGAUAUUUGACAACAGUUUAUGAACAACCGAAAACCGAACCAACAGCAAAACAAUAUGGAAACUGCUGCAUUUAGACAAAUGCAUGAAACUGUGGAUAACCGCUGCAGUGACUAGGGUAUAGUAAUUAAAAUGAUAAAUACAAUGAUAAGUACAAUAAACGUCAUAAAUAUAUGUGAACAUUUCAGAGUGUUACACCACAACUUGCAUGACAACAUAAAUGUGAAAAUUGUUGCGAAUACAAUUGCUUACUGAAUGUAAAUAAGUAGUACAAAACCAUAUACAAGAGAGUGGAAAGGGAGAGAGUAGGAACAAUUUAAGACAAACUUAAUAGUUAUGAAAUAUAAAAACAACAACAACAGCAAUGUGGAUUUGACAAUGAAUUCUAUACAUAGAGAGAAAUAUUACCUGUGUCACCUUUAUGCAUAG
This is a messenger RNA of Schistosoma guineensis, 2452 nucleotides long. The record is from the annotation of a GenBank genome assembly. NCBI's taxonomy places the organism in Eukaryota, Metazoa, Platyhelminthes, Trematoda, Strigeidida, Schistosomatidae.